AUGGUCGACAGAAACGGCGGAUUUCGACGAGCGAUGCUGAUCGCGGCGUCAUUGAUGGGAGGCGGAGCUGCUGCUGCUGGCGCCGCUUCUACCUCCAAUGCGGCCAUGGCGGAAGAUCUUACCGCUUCAGCUGGACCCACGUUGGCGUCUGCAACAGAAUCUGACUCAGAAUCAGAUCUUAACUCAGGAUACGCUCUGCCGCCAGCGGAGAUCCUGUCCAUCGUGGAUGCGCCGCCCAAUCCCUCGCUGUCGUUUAGUCCGAAGCGGGAGAGGGUACUGUUCAUGCACCGACCCUCUCUGACACCCAUUUCCGAGCUGGCUCGGCCGGAGCUGAAGCUGGCUGGGGUGAGGAUCGACCCCGAAGCUCACAGCCGCAGCAGAAUGUCGUUCUACACGGGAGUGAGCAUCCACAGGGUGAAUGGCGACGACACACUCGGGGAUUCGGUGGACAUAACAGGGCUGCCCCCCGCCAGCAAGAUCAACUUCCUCUCCUGGUCACCAGACGGGCAGCACUUGGCGUUCACAGUGCGCGGCGACGGCGAGGAGGGCGACAAUGGCGAGAAGCAGGCAGGCCGCCAGCUGUCACUCUGGGUGGCUGACGUGGCGACGGGCAAGGCGAGGCAGCUGCUGGGGCCGCCGCAUGCCGCCAUCAACGCCGUCUUCGACUCCUACGCGUGGCUUGACGGCAGCACGCUCAUCGCGAGCAUCAUCCCGCCCGGCCACCCGCCACUGCCCACGCGCCCAGCAGUCCCUCCCGGCCCCAAGAUCUCAGACAACCAGGGCGGUGUGGCGGCGCAGUCACGCACGUUCACAGAUCUGCUCAAAGACGAGUUUGACGCUCGCCUGCUGGAACACUUUGCACUCUCGCAGAUCGUCAGGAUUGAUAUCAAUGACCCCGAGGGAUCGAUGAAGCCCAUUGGCCCACCGGACAUGUACAUGUCGGUGGAGCCAUCACACGACGGCAAGUACCUGCUGGUGGAGCGCAUGUGCCGCCCCUUCUCCUUCGAGGUGCCGUGUGGCCGCUUCCCCCGCCGCGUGGAGGUGUGGCGCAGCGACUCUGGUGACCUGCUGCAGCUGGUGGCGGACCUACCACUGGCGGACAACAUCCCCGUGACCUUCAACUCCGUCAGGACAGGCCGCCGCAGCAUCAACUGGCGUCCUGACGUGCCCAACCGCCUCUACUGGGUGGAGACGCAGGACGGGGGAGAUGCCAAGGUGGACGCCUCUCCGCGGGACAUCGUGUACACACUGCCAGCUGACCCUGCACCCGGUCAGCAGCCGCAGGAGCUCUGCCGCCUCGACCUGCGCUACGGAGGCAUCACGUGGGGUGAUGAGGGUCUGGCACUUGUCUAUGAGAGCUGGUUCAAGACUCGCCGGACCCGAACCUGGGCCAUUGCCCCGGGCGGUGCCGCCGGACCUCUUCCCCCAGACCAGCGUCCCCCGCCGAAGCUCAUCUUCAACCGGUCCUACGAGGACCGGUACUCCGACCCUGGCGGCCCGCUCCUGCGCCGAACCAGCAUGGGGACCUACGUUCUAGCUCAGGUUCGGAUGCCAGAUGGCGCGCUGCGAUUGCUGCUAGCCGGGGACGGCGCGAGCCCGGAGGGCAACGUGCCGUUCCUUGACCUGUUUGACUGGAAGACGGGGGAGAAGGAGCGUGUGUGGCGCAGCGAUACGGAGAAGUACUUUGAGACCAUGUACUCGCUGCUGGGCGACCAGGAGGAGGGACCCAUUGACCUCAACGACCUGAAGCUCAUUCUAUCCCGCGAGUCGAAAGACGAUCCGCCACAGUCGUUAGUCAGGAGGUGGGCGGACGGGUCAGAGGUGCAGCUGACGAACUUCCCCCACCCCUACCCAUCCCUCCGCGGCCUCUCCAAGGAGAUCAUCCGCUACACGCGAUCCGACGGUGUGCAGCUCACGGCCAAGCUCUUCCUGCCGCCCGGCUACAACCCCGCUACAGACGGCCCGCUGCCCACGGUGCUGUGGGCGUACCCCAGGGAGUACAAGAGCAAGGAGGCCGCCGGCCAGGUGCAGGGCUCACCUAAUCAAUUCCCGGGGAUUGGGGCGUCUUCACCGCUGCUCUUCCUUGCUAGAGGCUACGCGGUGCUGAGUGGCCCAUCAAUGCCCAUAAUUGGGCAGGGAGAGGUGGAGGCGAACGAUCGGUUCGUGGAGCAGCUGGUGUCGAGUGCAGAGGCGGCGGUGGAUGAGGUGGUGGGGCGCGGCGUGGCACAGCGGGACAGGAUCGCGAUUGGAGGUCACUCGUAUGGGGCGUUCAUGGCUGCUAACCUGCUUGCGCACGCGCCGCACCUGUUUGCGUGUGCGAUCGCUCAGAGCGGCGCGUACAACCGCACGCUCACGCCCUUCUCCUUCCAGUCGGAGGAGCGCACGCUGUGGCAGGUGCCCGAGGUGUACAUGACAAUGAGCCCCUUCCUGGCCGCCGACCGCAUCAAGUCGCCCAUUCUGCUCGUGCACGGCCAGGACGACAACAACACCGGCACCUUCCCCAUGCAGACGGAGCGAUUCUUCGCAGCACUCAAGGGCCAUGGUGUAACCACCCGCAUGGUGCUGUUACCGCACGAGGGACAUGGUUACCGCGCGCGUGAGUCGCUGUUACACGUGCUUGCAGAGCAGUCCAACUGGCUUGACAGGUAUUGCAAGAACCGGCCUGCACCGGCAGCAAAGGAGGAUGAAGCAGCUCUAAGCGCCUUGGCUCAACCGACAUCAGCCAUGGCAGCGUCGCGCGCUCUGCCUGUCGCAACAGUCGCUACUCUCGGAGCCACCGCGUUCGUCUCUCCACGGGCUGGCAGCUCAUUGCGUCCCUCUCCGCGUGUCGGCUUCCCAUUGCGCCGCCGCGCGGCAACUAUCGCGCUGCGCUGCUCCGCCUCUUCGUUCCGCCGCGUCUCAUCUGCCUCAUCUCUUUCCGCCUCCCCUUUCCGCCGCAUCUCCUCCGCCUCCUCCCUUUCCGCGUUGUCCUCAUCCUCCGCUCUCUCCGCAUACACAGCUUUAAGCAUCGCGCCUCUCUCCCACGCCCGCUCUCACAGACCCUUCCUCGCCUCUCCUCGCCGGAAAUUCCAGGGAGCGCGUCUCCUGACCGUACGCGCUGCGGCCCAAUCCGGGGUCACUAAUACCGGCGGUGCGACGGAGCAGUCACCUAAGGCGCUCCAACGGCAAGGGUCGCUGGGCGUGUGCGACGAGAAACCGUCGCCGCAGUCGUCACUGACCAUCGAACGGCAGGGAUCGCUCCAGGUGCCCACAGAUGAAACCGACACUCUCCCCCCGCCGUCCGUUGCUCCCAUCUCCGUGCCCGAGCCGCUCGACGAGGGCCUCAUCGAGCCGUCGAGCCCGCGCGCCUCGGAAACUGGCGUCGACCGCAUCGAGUCGCAGGCGCGAACGACGCUCUCGAAGCUUAAGCACAUUCUUUAUAAGAUAAAGACGCGGGCAGCUGAAGUUGAGACGUCGGUAACCGUCUAUCCACCUACAGCGGGAGAUGCGGCGGGUAUUCCCGGUGUUGCUGCCGGGAAUACGGAUAGUGUAUCAGACAAUAGAGAAAACGAAUUACAAUUUGAUGUCGAUGCGAAUGGCGGUAAGGUGGAGGAGGAACAGCAAGUCUUCGUUUCACAGCAGAUCAAACUCGACCUUGGGAGCAUCCCAACCGUUGAUCUAGACGUUCCGAUUGACAUCGACGCAUCCUCGCCGCCGGAUGCAUCCUCAGUCCCUCUCUCUCCCUCGUCCUUUUCAGCCCAGAGCCUCUCCACCCUUUUCUCGGGUUUCUCUCCUUCCGGAAGUGCCGCCAGAAUUCCCGCAAGCGAGCAGCAGCUCGACGUGCAGCAGAUGGACGCGCUGACGUGUACUCGCGCCUCGAUUCGGUUCGACGAGGAAACGCAAACGGCGGUCGUGACUGUAACGGCGUCUGUCCGAGCGGCGGACCUGGUGGACCGUGCCGCGUACACGGAGCGCACUAUGGCAAUGGCGACGCGCGCUAUAGCGCGUACGUGCCUCGUGUUGGACCAAAAGGCGCAGCGCAAAGCAGCAGAAGCCGUCUCAUCCGCGGCCCAACAGUCACUGGUGCCCGCGCCAACUGCCGCCUCCGUAGCGCAGCAGCCGACUGACUCCCUACUAACACCGCAAAUUACGCCGGAAAAGGCGGAGGAUCAGGUGCUGACGCAGGAGCAGAGGGAGCAGGAGAGGGAGCUAGUGGACCUGCUAUCGACGGGCAGGAUCGUCAGCUGGAGGAUGGCGGGCCGCGAGCUCGGAUCCACGCCGUUCCGUCCGCUCUACGUGGUCAAUCUCGCGGCCGGCGACGGGGCUGACGGCGAGAAGACGGUGCAGGCGCUGUACCGGCCCGUGGUUGGCGGCGACGCGAGGUUGCGAUUCCAGCGCGCCCCUGCGGAGUGGGUCGCGUACAAGCUCUCCCGCGUGCUGGGGGUGGACGUGGUGCCGCCAGUGGCGGUGCGACAGGGCGUGCAGCUGGGGUCGCGGCGGUUCGCGCAGGGCACCAUGACGCUGCUGCCGCACCUCCUGCACCCUCUCUCCUCCGUACACCCCUCCCUCAUAAAUCAUCCCCACCCUCCCCUUCCGCCCUCCUUCCAGCGCCUGCGUGCGCCCACCCAGGCGCACACGGUGAUCAGCAGCAUCCGCAUUCUCGAUGCCCUCAUGGGCUCCUCCCUCCGCCGCCCCUCCGGCUUCUUCGCCGCCCAGCACUGGUCCGGGGACGGCAAGCUUUCGCCCGUAGUGCUCUCGCACCCCAUGGGCCCCUCGCUCGGCGCCGGCCUGCACGCCAUGUGGUCCAAGCGCGGCACGGGAGUGGGCGGCAGACUGAAGACGGUGGCGGGUUUUGUCCUGACUCGCCUGAGGAGAAUGAAUCGCGCGCAGCUGCUGGAGGAGAUGGGUGGCGCACUGACGGCGGGGGAGAUGGAGAGGGUGUUGGACAAGCGGGACCAGAUGGUGGGGUAUUUCGAUGCACUCUCUGCUAAGAUGGGGCACCAGGCAGUUGUCAGUUAUGCAGCGGAUAAGGUGGUGGUGAUUGGGGCCCACCUGACGGACCACCUGACGGACCACCUGGAGCGUGCGGCACGGCGUCACCCGGACCUGGACCACGUGGACCUCCAGACCACAUGUCACCUGGUCCUGGUCCACGUGGACCUUCCGGACCGGGCUCUCUCGGGUUCGCGCCACGUGGACCUCCUGGACAUGUGCCACCUGGCAUGCCGUUUCCACGUGGGAUGGGCUCGCCUGGGCCGCGGUUUCCCGGUCCGUCGCAUCCCCCCCAUCCGCCGCAUUCUCCUUUUUCUCCGCAAUCCGCCCAUGGCGCUUAUGCAAGACCCCCUCCGCCCUACGGGGGAGGCCCUCCGCAGAACCCGCACGGGGGCUUUCCGCCAGGCCCGCCCGAAGGAGUUCCGCCAGCCGGGGGGGCGCCGCCUUGGGGAGCAGCCGCCGCCGCAUGCCCCGCAUCCGCCGCCGCAGCAGCAACAGUCGCCGCAGCAGCCAGCGCGCGCGGUGCCGGGCGUGUGGCACGUGACGGCAGUGGCGGACGGCGCGCCGCCCCCCGCGGCAGAGAUGCGCGCGCAGGGGCCGGGGAUGCCGCCGGGGCCUCACCACCCGCCGUACCCCGCGCAGGGAAUGGCGCACGGCCCAGCAGCGCCCCAUGCGCCGCAGUACCCCGCGCUUCCGGGGUCCGCCCCACCCCACCCCCUGCCUCACGCUCCCCCUUCGCCUUUUGCGCCUCCUCCGGCUUUUGCGCCUCCCGUUCCCCACGGCGCUCCCCCGGCUCCAGCUGCCGCGCAGCAAGGGUUUUACCCGGGGGGAGCGCCGCCGCUGCUCACUCCCGGCCCCCCUCCUCCGCCGCUCCCCGCCGGAGCAGCAGCGGCGGGUGGAGUAGCCGGAGAAAUACCAAACGCUCCCCCCACCCCUCCCGCCGCCAUCACCUUAAGGCCCAACCCCCCGCUCGCGCCGCAGCCCCCACUUCCCCCCGCGUGGCUGCAGGCGGCCGCCGCCAUGGCGGCUGUGAUCUCCGGCGGCGGCCCCCCGCUCCCCGCGGGGGAAGAGCUCCCCUGGGAGAAGGGCGGAAAGAAGGGCGCGGGGAAAGGCGCAGGCGGAGGGGUGAAGGGGGGGAAGAAGUCGAGGUGGGACCGGGAGGCGCAGGGGAAAGUGGAGGAGAAGGUGGAGGAAAAGGAGGAGGAGAAGGAGAAAGGGAAGGAAGGCGGGGGAGCGGAAGAAGGUGGUGGGGACAAGGAGGGGGGAGAGGGGGAUGAGAAGGGAGGAGUGGGGAAGCAAGGAGAGGGGAAUGAGGAAGCAACCAAGGAGAAAGAGGGGGAGGGAAAGGAGGGAAAGGAGGGAAAGGAGGUAAAGGAGGGGAAGGAAGAGAAGAAGGAGGAGGAGGCGGAGGAGGGAGUGGAGGCGUGGACGGCGCAUAAGACGGAGGAGGGCACGGUGUAUUAUUACAACACUGUCACCGGCCGCUCCACCUACCACAAGCCUAAAGGCUUCAAGCUGCAGGAGGACAAGGUGGAGAAGCAGCCCACUCCCGUCGCAUGGGAGCGAGUGCAGGGCACGGACUGGGCGCUGGUGUCAACGAGUGAUGGCAAGAAGUACUUUUACAACACCGCCACGCAGGACACGAGCUGGCAGGUGCCGGGGGAGGUGCAGGAGGUGCGGAAGAGGCAGGAGGCGGAGGAGGAGGAGCGGGCGCGCGCCGCCAGCAAGCUCUCCUUCUCGCUGGCAGGGCGGGGGGGCGCGGGGGCGGCGGGCAAGGCAGGCGCAGCAGCAGCGGGGAAGGCGACGGCGCUGGAGGUGGUGAAGAAGAAGCUGCAGGUGAUUGCUGGGGGGGGGGGGGGGGGGAGGGCGGGUGGUAGAUUAGGGUUGAAGGUGGGCGCAGCAGCAUUGGGGAAGGUGACGGCGCUGGAGGUGGUGAAGCUGCAGGUGAUUGGGGGAUGGGGGAGGAGGGGGAGGGCGGGUGGUAGAUUAGGGUUGAAGGCGGGCGCAGCAGCAUUGGGGAAGGCGACGGCGCUGGAGGUGGUGAAGAAGAAGCUGCAGGUGGGGGGAAGGGGGACGGGGAGAGGGGGAGGGUGGAGGGACGCGGACAAGGAGAUGAAGGCGGGCGUAGCAGCAGCUGCUGCUGCUGGCGUGGCUGCUCCAACUGCUGCUGCUGCUGCGACGACCAAGAGUGGAAAGGGCAGUGCAGGAGCACAGGGUGGGGAUGGGAAGGAGGUCAAGGGAGUCAAGGCAGUCAAUGGGGAGAAGGAGGGCGAAGAAGGCAAGGACGGGGGAGAGGAUGGUGGAGGGGAGAGGGAAGGUGGUGGAGACGUGGCACAGGGCAAGGAAGGGGAGGGGAAGGAGGGCGGGGAAAAGGGCGGUGGGGAGAAGGAGGGUGAGGAGAAGGGGAGUGAGGAGAAGGGCGGGGCGGAGGUUCCACUGGAAGACCUGAGCUUGGAAGAGAGGGCGAUGAAGUUUCGUGAGAUGUUGAAGGAGAAGGGAGUGGCGCCAUUCUCCAAGUGGGAGAAAGAGCUGCCCAAACUCAUCUUCGACGCGCGCUACAAGGCCAUCCCAUCACUGCCAGAGCGGCGGGCCAUAUUUGAGGAGUUUGUGCGCACGCGGGCGACGGCGGAGCGCAAGGAGAAGCGGUCGGCACACAAGGCGGCUGUGGAGGCGUUCAAAGUCUUGCUGGAUGAGAUGGAGGAGAGCGGGGACCUGACACAUGAGUCAACGGUGGAAACGCUACAGGGCGAUGGCAAGUGGGGCUCUGACCCGCGCCUGCUGGCCGCAGCGCUGGAGGACAAGGACCGCCUCGCACUCCUCAAUGAGCGGGUGGUGCCGCUGAAGCGGUUGGAGGAGGAGAGGCAGCAGCAGCGCAAGGAGGCGGCAGAAGAAGCGUUUGUGGAGAUGCUGAAAGAGUACCGUGGCAAGCGCUACAUCGCGCUCUCCUCCCGCUGGUCCAAGCUGCGGGAGGAGUUGAAGGAGGACGAGCGGUACAGUGCGGUGGAGCACUGGGAGGACCGCGAGCGGCUGUUUGACACGUUCAUGGACGGGCUGCAGCGCGAGGAGGAGGAGAAGGAGAGGGAGGCGCGCCGGCGAUGGGAGGAGGAGGAGCGGAAGCGCGAGCAGGAGCGGGAGGAGAAGAGGCUGCGGCAGCGCGAGGAGGAGAAGAAGGAGAGGGAGCGGGCGCGCGUGCGGCGCCGGGAGGCCAAGGAGGACUUUGAGGACCUGCUGCGCCGGGAGAUACAGACGCCCAAUAUAUCAUGGAUAGACGCGCGGGAGAAGCUGGAGGAGGACGAGGCGUCGUGCUAUUGGAACAAGGAGCUCACCAGCCGUGACCGCCAGGACCUCUUCUACGAACACAUGGCCCGCCUCAUCAAGCGCGUGCAGAGGGAGUUCCGCGAGCUACUGGAGGAGGGGCUCUCACGCGUGCAGCGAGAGUUCCGCGAGUUACUCGAGGAGGAGCUGUCAGUGGCCGCCAUCUCCGAGGCUCGCUUGUUGACUCGACUUCAAACAUCUCUCGUCCGCCCCCCCCUCCCCCCCCACUCUCUCUCCCCCCAACAGCGCGUGCAGCGAGAGUUUCGCGAGUUGCUCGAGGAGGAGCUGUCAGUGGCCGCCAUCUCCGAGGCUCGCGAGGACGGGCUGCGCCUCGCCUCCUCCUGGCCCGAUGCUAAGUCCGUGCUUCGGCACCAGGACCGGUACCGCGAUCUGGUUCGGCACGAGCGGGAGGAGCUGUGGCGCGAGCAUGUGAGGAGCCUGGAGGGGGAGUUGAGGGAGGCUGGGGUGAUUGAUGACGAGGGGCAGGAGGGGGAGCAUGGUGUGGAGGACGGGAGGCAAGGAGAGGAGAGCGGAGAGGAUGGAGGGGGGAGCGGUAGGGGAGAUAUGAACAAGGAAGGGAGCGAGAAGGAGAAGUGGGAGGAUGAUUUGAGGGGCGAGGUUGGGGAGACAGGCGGGGGGAUGGCUAGGCAGCCGGGGAAGGAGACGGGAGAGGAGGGUUCAGGUAGGGAGGGAGAACGAGGAGAGGACGAAGAGGAGGAGAAGAGUAAGAUGUCUGAGGGAAAGGAGAAGGAGAGAGGAAGGAAGAAGCGGGUUGAAGAUGGGGACGAGAAGGAAGAUGACGAGGAGGGGUGGGGUAAGGAGCACAAGCACAAGCACAGACACAGGGAGAAGCGAGAGGAAAGGCGCGCGGACAAGGAGAAGGAGAAAGAGAAGGAGAGGGAGAGGGAGAAGGAGAGGAAGAUGGAGAAGGAGAGGGAGAAGGAGAGGGAGAAGGAGAGGAAGAAAGAGAAGGAGAGAGAGAAAGAAAGGAAGAAGGAAAGGGAGAAGGAGAGGGAGAGGGAGAAGGAGAAGGAAAAGGAGAGGGAGAGGGAGAGGGAGAGGGAGAAGGAGAAGGAGAAGGAGAAGGAGAAGGAGAGGGAGAGGGAGAGGGAGAGGGAGAGGGAGAGAGAGAGGGAGAAGGAGAGGGAGAGGGAGAAGGAGAGGGAGAGGGAGAGGGAGAAGGAGAGGGAGAGGGAGAAGGAGAAAGAGAAGAAGAGGAAUAAAGGACGAGAUGAAGAGAGGGAUGUAAAACGCCGGUACCGGAAGAGGGAGGAUAGCGAGGAGAGUGGCAGGGAGGAGGAAGAGGAGAAGGAUGGGGGGGAGGAGACGGAUGAGAAGGCGAAACGGGGAAGGCGACAUGGGCAUGAGCACAAGCAUAGGCGUGAGGGGCGUGAGAGGGGGGAGGAGGAGGAGGAAGGGAAGAAGGAGAAGAGGCAAAGCGAGGGAGGGAAAAGGAAGGAGAGGGAGGGGAGGGAUGAGAGGAAGAAGAAGGGAAGGGAGAGGAGGCAGAGUAGUGAUGAGGAAGGGGGCCAUGGUGAGGACGAGGAGAGGCAAGGGACGCACCGAGGUGAAAUGAAAAGGGAGGGUCAUGGUGGACGGAAGAGGGAAAGGGAUGAUACGGAUAACGACAGUGCUGAUGAUGGCAGUGUGGAGAGGGUCAGGAGAAAGGGAGGUAGGGAGACGAGGAGGAAGGAUGAGAAGAGGGAUAGGCGGGGAGGUGAUGAGCGGGAUAGGAGGGGAGGAAACGAGAGGGAUGAUUCUGACGAUGACAGGAAGAGAGGACGGAGGGAGGAGAGUGAUGGGGACAGCGAUGGUGGAGCGAAGAGUAGGGGUAAAGGAAAGCACAUGGAUCGAGAUAGGGGCGACAGGGACAGCGGUAGGGCCGGAAGGCACGGCGAUCGGAGAGACGAAGAGUGGAAGAAGGGUAAGCGGAUGGAGAAAGGGCGAGGAGGCGUGUCAGAUGAUGAUGAGAGUGAUGGAGAGAAGAGCAGGAAGAAUCGGGAGGAGGAGAGGAGAGGCAAACACAGGUAUGUGAGGGAUGAGAGUGGUGGUGAGGAGGAAGAGUCUCGAAACACAGGGAAGGGGGUGAAGACUCCAGAGAAGAAAGGACGGAAGGAGAAAGCGAGAGAAGACAGUGUCGAGGAUGAGAAGAGGAAGCGAAGGGCGGACGGGUCAGACUCUAGUGGAGGAGACUCAGACAAGGGGAGUGGGGGUGGUGGGAAGCGGGGGAGUGGGAGGUCGAGGGGAGGUGGCAAAGUGAGUGACGAGGAGGGGGAGGAUGAAGAUGCGAGGAGGAUGAAGGAGAGACGGAGAAGGAAUGCGGUAGGAAAGGGACGGAAGCGAGGGAGAGGUGAUAGCCAGUCGGAUGAUAGCGAUGAGGAGAGGAGGAGGAAAGGCAGGAAGGAAGAAAGUGACAAGGAGAGAGAGGCUGGGAAGGCGAGAGGAAGGGAGGAGGAAGAAGAGUCGGAAAAGGAAAGAGCUGCUGCUCUCCGCUAUGGGCCUGAUACCCCUGAGAGCUCCCGUGGUGCUGCGGUGAGUGAUAGAGAGGAGAAGAAGAGUGGUGGGGAGGCGAUGAAGAGCGAUGGGGAAGGACAAAUGAGAGAUGAGGCAAGAGGCAAGAGAGAAAGGAGUCCGAGCAGUGAAAGGAGCGAGGAGUCGGAGGGGGGGGUUGGAGUGAGAAGGGCGAGUGAGGAGAGGCGAGGGAAGAAGGAGAAUAUUGAGGAUGGGAGUGAGGGGCGAGAUACUUCCAGGAAGAGGGAUGGGAGUGAGAGUAGGAGGGAGGGGGAGGAGAGCGGCCGAGAGGAGCAGGAGGAGAAGAGGAGAUUGGUGAAGGAGCGAGAGGAGAGCGAGCAGCGUGUUAGGGGGAAGGAGACGUCAGCUGGGAGCAGCAGUGAGGGCGACGAGGGGAGGAGCGCGAGGAGGAGUGGGGAUAGGCAUGUGGGGAGGGGGCGAGAUGUGGAGGAGGAGGAGAGCUCAAAGAAGCAUGAGAAGAAGCGGGAGGGCAGGGGCAGUGAGGGGAAGAAACGGGGCAGCCACUCAGAAGAGAAGGCGAGGCGGAAAGUGAAGGAGGAGAGUGGCAGCGAGAGGAGCGGGCGUGUGGAGAGUGAGAGGGACGGCAGUGAUGGGGAUGAGGGGAAGGAGGUCAGCAGUAGGUCUGAUAGGAAGGGUAGCAGCAGGAGGCAGGAGAAGCAGUCUCGUGGGAGGUAUGCGAAGGAGAGAGGUGAGAGGGCAGGGAGUGUUGGCAGCAGUGAUGGCAGCAGGGGGAGUGGAAGAGAGAGGUAUGAGGAAGGGAGCAGACGUAAGGCUGGUGCCAGUGGGUGGGAGUGGGAGAGGAGCAAAGAUAGGAAGGGAAGUGAGAGUGAGAGUGAUGGGGAUAGGCGCAGGGAGAGGGAGAAGCGCAGGCACAGUGGGAGGAAGAACAAGCGGGAGAGUGAUGAGACUGUGGCAGGAGCAGCUGUAGUUAUGGUUGGAGCAGGUGUGACAGCAGUGACAGUGGUUGGGAGAGGUGCAGGGCCGGUGUGUGUGCUCGUGUGGGAUGGUGGAGCAGCAGUGGUGGGAAGAGCGAGGUUGCAUUGGAAGGAGUCUCAUCUGGUGGGCUGGUUGGCAGAAGGGAGGGAAAAGAGGGAGGCGAAGGAGCAUGUGGAUUGGGUAGGUUGGUCUUAA
Molecule: messenger RNA, 11949 nt
Organism: Closterium sp. Naga37s-1
Lineage: Eukaryota; Viridiplantae; Streptophyta; Zygnematophyceae; Desmidiales; Closteriaceae
Source: the annotation of a GenBank genome assembly